Molecule: messenger RNA, 887 nt
Organism: Spodoptera litura
Lineage: Eukaryota; Metazoa; Arthropoda; Insecta; Lepidoptera; Noctuidae
Source: RefSeq, a predicted model, not a curated record
GUGACGUGCCGUUGUUGGCGAAUCUCCUUUUAAAAUAUUACCAAAGAUAGACAUUUUGACCCCCUGACGAACGCUCUCAAAUUAUUUUCAGUUGAGUACUCUUAGAUUUUAUAAUCUGGAACCAUGCUGAGAUUACAACAGCAACUGAAGCUGCUGAACCAUGUUUAUGGAGCGGCCUGUGACAACCAGUAUCUGUUGACGACCAUGCCACAGUACGCUAAGAGGAUGACCAUCUCUCGACGGAUGAGCGACGAGACAAAUUGGCAUAUGCUGGACGCAGAAUUGCUUCGAAGUUUAGUUGGGGGGUCAGCAUUGGCCUGCAAUGGUGUCAUUCCGCUCCCGAUGGACAGACUGCGGCGGAAAGCCAGAGCUCGUACCAAAAGGUGUACUGGAUGCGGGCAGAUCAUGGAAAAACACAAUGACACCACAAAAUCUUCUAGUUUAUUAGCAAAAUCUGAUGACGAAGACCAUGUCUGUGAGGAGUGUCGGUCUCCGAUGCACGCGCCACCUAUUCACCCUGGCAUGCGCAAAAGGAAAGAUAAGCGAAAAGCUCCCCAUCCCACCCCAGUCCCGACUCAGACCAAUCGGAAACCAGAAACGGGUGAACCCAGUAUUUUAGACUGGCGUGACCCUUUGACCACGAGGGUCCAACUCGCAAACCCUCCUGAAGAGACAGAUGCUGACUUCCAAGGACAUAACAUCUCCACGACGUAGAAACUGUACCGAUAAUACUGAAAAUCGAAAAAAUAUAUUAAUAAUCUGUGGAACUUGCACGGUAACUUAGUUUAAAUAGUAUUUAGUUUUAAUCUAAUCUGCAAAUGGACAAAAGUCUUUAACAUUGCGCAGCGGAUUAGCAAGCUGAAGUGGCAAUCGGCGAGGCACUUAAC